Messenger RNA from Euleptes europaea (tarantolino), 2237 nucleotides. It is a transcript of the gene R3HCC1, whose product is annotated as R3H domain and coiled-coil containing 1. The transcript is spliced from 8 exons. Gene Ontology annotation, molecular function: nucleic acid binding. Lineage: Eukaryota; Metazoa; Chordata; Lepidosauria; Squamata; Sphaerodactylidae. The coding region runs from base 1 to 2172 and encodes 723 amino acids. The record is from RefSeq and is a predicted model, not a curated record.
AUGGAGCGAGGCAAAGAGUACAGUAUGAAGGCUCACCACCCCACCGUCACCCUGGCGCUGCGUUGCUUGGACGGCGUGUUCCUCUCCCCCACGGAGAAUGACUUUGUCAACAAGAUCCUGGAGGAGCUGGACCACUUUCUGCUUCAGAACCAGCUGGACAGAGUUCUCUUGUUUCCUCCCUUGUCCAGUCGACUUAGGUAUCUGAUCCACAGGACUGUGGAUGACGUUGACCUCCUGAGUAGCUUUUCUGUUGGGGAAGGAUGGAGAAGAAGGACCGUGGUCUGUCACUCAGCAAUAAGGCUGCCGGAUAACCCCGAUGAUCAAGACGGCUCCUGCAUCAGUGCCUCAGCCUCCAAUCACCCUCCCCAUUCGAGAAACAGAGGGUGCAGAUCUGGAGGAGGGCCACGCCGCAUGGAAGGACAGGCCAGUGGUGCUCAAACUCGCCGAGGAAAUGGCAGGGGCAGGAGGCAGCCCCGAAGGAAGCCAGAUAGAGCUUUGUAUGUCCCCAAGGCUAUGCGCAAGAAGCCUGAGGGCUUGGCAGAGGACAGCCCUGAAGCGUUUGGAGCAGAGUUGCAUGACUUUGGGUUGAAUGAGAACAGAAUGUCAAGCAUGGUCUGUGGCUGUGAAGGAGUUACAAAUACUGGUACGUUUCCUGACAACGUUGGCCCUGAUGUGGAAUAUCCAGAAGCUCAGAACCCCAGUGAGAUGUAUAAUAAUAAUUUGGAGUCUGGAGGUAAAAGUAGUGAAGACCCUGCGGGGUAUCUAUGUUCUCCUUCAUUGGAAGGUCUGUCAGAAGAGGAAGGCCAAAAUAAAAUGAAGCAGAUCACCUUGGUACAGGAGAUCACCCCAAGCCUGGUCCUUUCAGAAAACCAGAAUACAGAUGGUCUGGAUACUGUGAUAUCUGAGAGUUUUGAAACAUCAGCCUUACUGGAAGAACCAAAGACUAGGAAUCUCGAUGCUUCAUUUUUCAAAGAAAGUGGACAGCUGCCUUCAGUAGAAGACCAGAACAAAAGCACUCCAGAUGUUAUUGCAUUGGAACUGAGCAAAAAUCUGACAUCCUUGGAGAACCAUGGAAACGACUGUCAGUAUUCCACUGUGUCAGAAAGCAGCAUGUCCUCAUCCCUACUUGAAGACCACGAGGUGCAGAUUACAGGUGAAGUUGUACUGAAGCAUACUGAUGAGCUGUUGGAAAAUAAGAAUGAUUGUACAUGUGCUGGUAAAGUGGAGUAUAGUAAAACCAGACCCUUGUUAAAAGACAGCAGUGUGGAUGCCGGCGCAUCUCAACAUGACCCAGAAGUGUCGGCCCAGGAGGACCAGGAUAGGAACGGCAUUGAUGUAUCCCUAUUGGAAUGUAGCCAAACUGAGCCCUGUGAAGUCACCCAAGAUCAAAGUACCACUUAUUCAUCUGGUUUGGGACAGGCAUCGGUGGUGUCUCCUGUUCUGGAACGUAGUACAAAGUCAUCUGUCUUAGACCCUGAGGCCCUGCCUUUUAUAAAUACCUCUGUAUCCUACCAUGGCAAAACCAGUCUGGUGCUUGAAGACCACGAGACCAGUGUAGACCUGGAGGGCAACAAGCUGCCUGGGCUGGAACUGUCUGCAGGCGAUAGAAAUGUGGGAACCUCUGCAGUGGACGAAAAGGACGGCAUCUUUGAAGAUGACUGUGGCACCGAACUCCUUCAAGAGAUCAGAAAUUACCUGACCAUAAAGGAUAUAAGCAUUGAGAAAAUCCAGUUUGAUUGCACUGGCUAUGGGGAGGCACAGAUCAAUGAGGGAGACUUUGGACAUGUGCUAGAAAUCUAUGAUUUUUCACCUUCACUGAAGACUGAGCACCUUUUGGAGGCCUUUGUGGAGUUCCAAGAGAGUGGCUUUAAAGUGCAGUGGGUUGAUGACACUCAUGCUCUUGGCAUUUUCUCCAGUUUGGCGGCAGCAUCUCAAGCAAUGGAACAGAGUUAUACAUCAUUAAAGAUCCGCCCUCUAAUCCACGGUACAAGACAGUCGAAAAUCAAGGCACUUCAGCGUCCAAAGCUCCUUCAGCUGGCCAAGGAGAGGCCCCAGACCGACACAGUAGUGGCUAGAAGGCUGGUGACCAGGGCUCUGGGAUUACUCCGCAAAAUCCAGCCAUGCCCAGGCGAAGAAGUGCCAGAGUCAGAAAACGUCAGCCUGCCAGAGUAAAGCGAAUCAUCUUGAAUGGCUUGGGGUGAUGGUUUUGGGUGUGCUAUUAAAACCGCAGUCUGACG